Messenger RNA from Penicillium paradoxum, 2421 nucleotides. RefSeq names its product SWI/SNF chromatin-remodeling complex subunit SNF5. The coding region runs from base 1 to 2421 and encodes 806 amino acids. Gene Ontology annotation, cellular component: SWI/SNF complex; nuclear chromosome; nucleus. The transcript is spliced from 2 exons. Lineage: Eukaryota; Fungi; Ascomycota; Eurotiomycetes; Eurotiales; Aspergillaceae. The record is from RefSeq and is a predicted model, not a curated record. Gene Ontology annotation, molecular function: transcription coregulator activity. Gene Ontology annotation, biological process: regulation of transcription by RNA polymerase II; chromatin remodeling.
AUGCCAUCCCCUGAAGUGACGGGUGGCUCGCUGCCCUCAGAGCAACCAUUUGGAGACCCUCCGUUGGCUGCCCAGAACAGCUCUGGCGCGUCAGACACGGGGGAGCAAGGUGCAGACAGCAUCGAUUUGGGGACAAAUCAAUCAACGAAUGGCCACACAUCAGACACAAUUGCAGAGGGAAAGCAGAGCGCAAAAGCUAUGCUUGCUGCUUCCGGGGUAUCGGCCUCAUCAGAACACGGCAGUGAGGUUUCCAACGGUACACCUCGCUCAAAUGGCACGAACGGUUCCGCAAGAAAGCGCUCUCACGAUGGAUCCACCGUGCAACCUACCGAGGUCAGCGGUGCCAUUGCCGUACGCGCUCGCGAAACACCACUAGAUAAGGUUCUUUUGUCGCAGUACGUUGAUCGCGAAUUUCAAUACUCGGCCGCGGCUGCCUGGCACAAUCCGAGCCAAGAAUUACAAAAGAACAAGCGAGCGGAACGUGAUUACUAUCUAGCAGUACGACGCGAAAAUCAGCUAAACCCAGCUGCAUUGUAUGGAGUGGGCUAUGAAGGGUUCGGAAAUCCUCGUACCGACCUUCGCAACCAACACCCUCAACUUCUCUACCCAACUCAUCGACGCCGACCAGGUAACCGAAAGACACGAGAAUUGCGCGUUUCACGACGUGACGCAAAAAUGCAGAGCGAACAGAUGGAGGAUCUGGUCCCCAUUCGCUUGGACAUUGAUUGGGAAAAGGUCAAGAUUCGCGAUACUUUCACAUGGAACCUCCAUGAUCGUGUUGUUUCUCCAGAUCUCUUCGCGGAGAAGCUAGUUGAAGACCUGGGUCUUGCUCUAGAGAGCUCGGUCCCUUUGACACGCAUGAUCUCCCAGAGCAUCCAAGAGCAGGUGAUUGACUAUUACCCGCAUCUCAACAUACACGAAGACGCUCUUGACCCCCAGUUACCCUAUACCGCGUACAAAAAUGACGAAAUGCGCAUUUCGGUCAAACUCAACAUCACCAUUGGUCAACACACCCUCAUUGACCAGUUCGAGUGGGAUAUUAACGACCCCAACAAUUCUCCUGAGGAGUUUGCCUUAUGUAUGACAGACGAUUUGUCUCUCUCCGGCGAAUUUACUACUGCCAUCGCCCACUCAAUUCGCGAGCAGUCUCAACUUUUCACCAAAUCCUUGUACAUUGUGGCGCAUCCAUUCGACGGUCGUCCAAUCGAGGAUCCAGACCUUCACGCCUCAUUCCUUCCCACCCCUGUGGCUUCCGCCUUCCGACCAUAUCAAUCCGCCAAGGAGCAUACGCCUUAUCUUUACGAACUCAACGAGGCUGAUCUUGAACGUACCGAAAUCUCAAUAUCGCGUGAGCAACGUCGCCAGAAACGAUCAAUCAACCGUCGUGGUGGCCCCGCUUUACCAGAUCUCAAGGACCGCCAACGUACUAUCCGUACCAUGAUUGUUUCAUCUGUGAUACCUAAUUCCGUGGGCUCCAUGGAGGAGAGCAAUGUGAUCAAGCGUACCGGUUCCAGUCGCCGUCGUGGAAUGACUGGAAACCGGGGAGAUGAUGAUUCUGACGAGUUUGACAGCGAUGACUCCUCUGUUGGCUCUCCUGCAAUUGGACCCAACCUCGCACAGGGUACUGCUCGUACAAGAGGCAUGAGAGGCGCAGCAUCCGCAGCUCAUGCAGCCCUUCGGGCCAGUCUGGGACAAUCUGCGACUCCUGAACCAGUAUAUCACGAGCCCCGCGUUUCUGCCCGAAGACAACAAUACCGAGAGGAGAGUGUAGAUGACUCGGAUAAGUUGAUAGUGAGACUGAAGAUUCCGCGUGACAAGCUGGUCGAAUUGAGAAACGGCAGGCGUGUCGUCUCCGCCCAAUCCACCGCAGCACAGGCAUCCCGCACGAUGGCACCUCCGUCCGAUAAGCAAUCCCGGAUUCAUCCACCAGCGCGUCCCCAACAAACCGGUGCUGUUGAUGCACCGAAUCCCCCGCAACCUGGUGUCCCUGGACCCCCACCACCCAAUUGGCUUGCAGCUGGUCUCGGCAAGCUCAAACAAUCUCACCCCAAUGAUUCCUUCGAAGGUGUGAUGCGUUAUUCUGCCGUUGAUACAGAAACCCUGGCUCCCGUUGCCAAUCCCAACAAUCUCCAAGCCGGCCAAAACAUCAAAUAUCAAUAUCUCCCCCGUAUCCGUUGCCAUGAUUGCCCCGGAAAGCUGUAUACCCCCGGUCCAGGCAUGACGGUUGACAACUUCGAAGUCCAUCUCCGCAACCGACAACACAAAGAACGGGUCGAAGAACGGCUCACGAAAACCGGUGGCGAUGGAAGCGCAAGUGCCAGCCCAGCCCCUGGAGCUGGUACUCCGGCACGCGCAAGCCCAGCCCUCGGGGCUACUUCAACACACGCCUCUCCCUCUCCUGCCACUGGACCUCAGCCAUAG